Arabidopsis lyrata subsp. lyrata is the source of this 633-nucleotide messenger RNA. RefSeq names its product E3 ubiquitin ligase BIG BROTHER. Bases 1 to 633 code for a protein of 210 amino acids. Lineage: Eukaryota; Viridiplantae; Streptophyta; Magnoliopsida; Brassicales; Brassicaceae. The record is from RefSeq and is a predicted model, not a curated record. The transcript has a single exon.
AUGGACGGCGAAACAUCCUUCACCCACGAAAUCGACUACAAUCCUAAACCCGAAGAUGCUGGCACAAUCAAAAUCUAUGCGAGUAUUGUUGGCGUCGUUGAUCAUGUACUAACAACGUACCCAAUUAUAUAUCGUUCCGCCGACGAUUACGAUGCAGCUUAUCGUUCUGGUGGCAACCAACUUCUGAAAGACUUCUUGAAGGAUGCUGGGAUUGAUACACAGGUCUUGUGUGACCUCUAUUUAUGUGUCGAUGAAAUUGUGUUUCUCUCGGGUCGGUAUACUCCAGAUUGUGCUUUGUCUGUAAGGAUGACAAUUGAUCCCAUUACUCCUCAAAUUGAGCAAGAAGAGGAGGUUGUUGCUGCGAUUCCACCAGUCUCAUGGAAUCAGACCAAUAAUAGACCCGUAAGCAAGCUCGCUCUCAUGUCCCUAGACCAGAAAAUCUACGUCAAGAACAAGAAUAGCUCUAAAUGUGAUGAUGCCACUUGCUCUAUUUGUUUAGAGGAGUUUACUACCGGAAAAAGACUAGUUAUCUUACCAUGUGGCCACUUGUUUGAUGCUUUUUGUGUCGCCGACUGGUUUAGUAUCAACCAUGUUUGUCCAUUGUGCCGGUUCGAGUUGCCAUAUGAAACAUGA